UGGUUCUUGGUAUAUGGUAGUGUAUGUUGAAAUGUUUAAAAGAAUUCAUUUAAUUAUUUAUGUUACCAAAGUGUAUUUAAAACUUUUCAGUCACACAAUAAAUAACAAUUUUAAAGUUAAGCAUGUUUAAAAUAUAAUUUAACAUUUUACCAAAAAAAAAAUAUAGUAGUGCAAGGUAGGUAACUUAUUGAUUUGCCCAAAACACGGGGUAUGUCACAUAGUGAGUACAUGAUCAGUAAAUAAGUAAUUUCGAACUUCCAAAAAAAUAAUGCACUGACUGUCACCGGGAUGAUAAGACACACAGACUGAAUGAGCGGGUGUAGGAGCCUGCAUGCGGGAGAGUCGUGAUGUUACAGCAUCAUUAAAAAGUUAUUUGUAUUAUGUGGUUACUUGUUAAAAAAGAAUUGUGAUGUGAACCUUUUUAAUUGAUAAUCCUUGAUGAUCCCUAUAUAUACUGGAUAUUCAAGUGUUGAAUCAGAGAAAUGACAGAAUGCAUAAUAGAUCAAAGACUAAUGGAGCAACAAGAGGAUAGAAAAUGUCGAGAUCAAAGGAAAAGUCAAGAUUUUGAUACAUUUAAAAGGGCACACAAUAAGAUCUUUAUGCCUAAUGUCAAAGCGUAAGAUUGACACACAUUUAUACAGAUACUGAGAUACAUGAUAACUUCCUAACAUUUUGACCUACUGUCAAAUUAAGCAGCCAUCAGAGAUGACGGGACAGAGAGAUGUACAUUCCGACUACUAGAGCUUAAUGACUCGAUGAUUCUUUCAAAGAAGACAUGACUGUACAUGUGCUAAACAUUAUAACAUCUCUCAUCCAUUUGGGCGCCACUCUUUCGAUGGAAUCUGUCUAUUUAGCACAGAAAAAAGUAUCUCUUGUUUCCUUUCUCUAACAUUUUCAUCUCUGGAGUGUAGAAUGGUUUGGUUAACUAUGACAAUAUCAUCAUUAGAAUGUUUUGUAAAGUCGCUAGAGAAAUAUGUUUAGUUUACUAAACAUGUAUUAUGUAGUUCUCAUUAAACUAACCUAAAAUUAAUUUACAAUCACAAUUAAUAUUUUUUUCUUUCCUUAAAUAAAAGCUAAGGAGUUACCAAAAGUAAAUAAAAUAUAUAUUUGAAAACUAAUAGUUUUAAUAAUAAAUAUUUUAUAACAAUUUACAUAUCCUCUAUUAUUUUUAUUUAAUGUUAUAUUAUUAGAAUAAUUUAAACAAUUAUAUUAACCAUAUACAAAAUCCAUAUUUUUCGCAUAUGUUUUAUUUUAAACUAUUAAACAUGACUAUAAAUUACGAAAACUAUUAAAAAUCUCACAUUGAAAAUUUUGUGAUCAAUGGUUUUAGUUUUUUAUUAUAAUACGAUACAAAAGAUCAUAAAAUCAUAUGAGUAAAAUAGUAUUUAAUAGAUAUUCAAAUUAAUAUAUAUUAAACUAUAUAACAUAUAAAAAUACAUAAAUAUUUUAAUUUUAAAAUUUGCACUGAUUAAGUAUUGAGAAAUUAAUAUGUUAAUUUUCAAGAAAGAUUAUAAAUUAUUAAAAAUAUUAAAAGUCUCACACUAAAUGUUUUGUUAUUAAUGGUUUAAAAGUUUUGUUAAAAAAAUACAAAUGAUAGCCAUAUUAAAAAUAUACUAUAUUUCUAUGUUAAUAUUAUUUAAAUUUAGUUAUAUACAAUAGAAAAUAGAGAAAAUAAUUGUUUAAAUUUGUUUACCACAAAAUAAUUGUAAAUAAACAAAGUGAUUUCUUUAACUUAUGUAUUUGUGUCAAUUUAAUUAUAUAUGUAACAUUUGUAGUUUUUCAAUUAUUCAGUAUAUAUUUAUUAAUUUGUUUCAUAAUAUGUAAAAAAUUAAACAAAUAAUAAUACGUAAAAAUAAUUUGUAAAUAAAAAUUUUAUUCCGUGGAUGGCACGGAUCUUAAACUAGUUAUAAUAGUAAAUAUAGAAGUUCCCUCAUUACUAUUAUUUUUCUUAUGUUUCGUGGUUUGAUUUGUUACUAAAUGAGUAUUUCUGACUUCAUGCAUGGAAAUAUAAACUUAGCAUGUUUAAAAUAUGCAGAUGAGCUUGUUUUGGUUUAUAAAUUGGGUACAGGCGUACAGCUGAACUACUUAAUGAUUUAUAAUAGUUUUUUACGUGUGGUUAAUAAUCUAAGAAGCUGAUAUCUCUCAAGGACUUGAUUUUUCAAGUAAAGAAUUAGAGAGGAUUACAGACAAAUGCUGAUCUCGAGGAACAGGCCCGGCCUGGAAAUAUUUUGGAGUGGAAGCAGCACACUUUAUAUUGGGCCUGUUAUUGAAUAAUUUUAAAAGGAUAAAAAUAAACAGAAGGAACGUGGCCUGGCCUAUAGUCUUCGAACCGUGCACCAGAAAGAGAGCUUUUUCGUCAUUAUACCAACUACGCUACUGAAGAAUUCAACAAUAAAAGGGCCGAAAUAGUAUAUAGCUUAUCCAAGGGCCAGAAGCAUAUGCUUCCUUCGCUUGUAUCCAAGGCCGCUACUGUCGAGGAAUCAUAUACUCUGAAUAUCUAAUAUAGAUAGAGUUUGUUACACCAUGGGCCACAUUCUGAGUUUGUCUUAUACUCAGAGGCACAUUCAAUAUUUGAGACACUUUUCCUUAUCUUGUAGUACGUGGUUGGACAACAGUGUCCUUAUUGAGAGCUUCGGCAGUUCGGUAUUCCAAAAUAGGAAACCGGUUUGGUUUGGUCCUUGUUUCCUAUAAUGCAUUAAUGUUUUAUGUUUAUUAAUAGAAAUGAUUUAUUGUUUACCGUUGGAUGGCGCAUGGAUGCUAACAAUCCGAAGGCUGAAAUUAAAUGUGGGUAUGCAGGAACUGAGCAUACGACAUCAGUUUUGUAUCUUUGUCUAAGGUUUUUAGUUUCCUCAACAGAUUUUAUUUUUUAUUAUCUCUAACUAAAUUUGAUAUAUAAUAUAUAUAGUAAAUUAUAAUUUUUUUUCUUCUAUGUUUGAGAUCCAUAUGUAUAUAUUUAUUUUGAUAUUUUAAUUUUUGUAAAAUUUAAAAUUGAAUUAUGUGGACACGGUAUUGUGGACAAUGUGUUGUGGACGGUGUAAUUUGAACUCAUUCAUAUAUUAGUUUUUUUUUAAUUUAAAACUAAACUAGAUACUGACCCGCCAUUUCAAAUGGCGGGUAUUUUACUUAUUAAAAUGUCAUUUUUCAAUUUAAUAUUAUUUCUGAUUAGGUGAGGAUGUGUUUCAAUAGUCUAUUAUCUAAUAUGGUUUUAUUUUUAUAAAUUGUAAUUCUAAUUAGUGGAAGUAUGUAUUUGAAUAGUUUAUUAUCUAAUAUGGUUUUAUUUUUAUAAAUUGUAAUUUAUUUGUUAUUAGUAAAAUUGUGUUUACACAUAUUGGACUUCAAAUCCGUUGUUUGUUUAAUUCUUAAAUAUAUCACAUAUAUUAAUUUGUUUAGUUCUUAAAUGUUAAUCUCAACUUAAAAAUAAAACAGGCUUUUUAUAAUUUUAAGUAUAGAUAUUUUACACAAAUUGGCAUAAUGAAUUAAUAUAUUUGUUUAUCUCUUAAAUGUAUAAUACCUGUAUAAAAAAUAAAACAAUAUUUUUAAUGAUUUUCACUAAAUAUAUUUUAAACAGAAUGGGCUUAAUGGGUUAACAAUUGUUUAAUUUGGGCCUAUCGAAUGGGCUUCAAAUUUAUGUAAAUCAUUAAUGGUAUUUUAAAAAAAAGUAAUGGUAUGUUUUGUAAUUUUUUAAAAAAGUCAGAGGCAUAAUCAUAAGAAUGAUUCUGUUUUAAUAGUAUAGACUAGAUUUUGACCCGCGCUUUCAAAACGCGGGAUCGAUUCUUUUUAAAAUUUCAUUUAAAUUAAUAAAUAUUUGUCUAAUCUAUAUUUUAAUAGAUUUUUUUAUUUGUUUAUAGUCAAUUUUUGUAAUAUUGUCUUCUUUAUUUUUUAAUUAUUAUUAAAAUAAAAAUGUUUGUUUGUGUAAUAAUUAAUUUGUUAAAAGGUUUUAAAAUGGUAAACUCCUAAUCAAUAAAUUUAAUCAUAUUGUGAUGAUAUAUUUGGUAAGGUUAUUUAUUUAUAAUUUUAACUUAUUAAAUAAAUAUUAUAUGAAAAAUGUAAUAGACAUUACAUUUUUCAUUCUACAUAUUUUUAAUUAAUGCAUAAAUUUUAAAUUAUAAUAACAAAAAUAUUUAAUAAUAGGAAACCGGUGCUGCCUAUUUAAUAUUGAUCGGAUUCAAAGUGAGGUGUUAGGUUUUAGGAAAAACUUAGGGAGAAAGUUGGAGGAUCUUUUCUUUAAAAUCAAAUCUUUCUAUAUUUUAAGAUUAGUUUUGGAAAAUUCAGUUACCAUGUCAAACAGUUAAAAUAUUUUUCUGCAUGUUACUCAAGUUGGGGGAUUUUCUUUUUAUUUGAUUUGAUUUCGUAAAUCUCUCAGUAAAUGGGAUUUAAAACGACUUAAUGGGCUUAAAAACGAAAAUGUAAGUAGCAAAUUUGUUGGGCUUUUCAUUUUUAAAAAAACAUUUAAAACAAUUGAAAAAAACAAUUGAAAAAAGAAAUGGAAUGUUUUGUAAUUAAUAGGAAAAUUCAGGGGUAUAUUCAUAAGAAGUAUUCUGCUUUAAUAGUAUAGAUUAAGUGGACACGAUAUCAUGGACAAUGUGUUGUGGACGGUGCAAUUUAAAAGAAUGUGUUGUGGACGGUGCAAUUUGAAAGAAUGAGUUAUGGAUGGUGAGUAUGUGGAAGUUUAAGUUGGUUCGUAUAAGUGUGUGGACAAGGGAGGUGUGGACAGGGAGAAUUGGGGAUAGAAGAGUUGUGGACAAGGGAUGUGUGUACAUUGAUGCCUUUGACAAAGGCAUGAACGGGAGGACUCUGGAGGACAUGUUUGUGGAGUUGAACAGCAUAUUUGAAGACCUGUACAUGCCCAAUGUUCAAAUGAUUUGUUGAUUUGUUAUUUUUGCUGUUUUUUUGUUUCUACAAUAAUGGCAAAAUCGUAAAUAUAGUUAUCUUCUUCUUCGAAAUUGUGUUUACUUCGCCUGCAAUACUUUCAUGGAUGACCAUAAAAUAUUGUCACAAUACAUCAAAAUAUCACGUUUUUCAUAUUGUUUUUGAGUUAAAUUGAUAGAUCUAUUCGGUUACAUUUGAUUUUAAGCACUAAAUCUGAAAAACAUUUUAAAAACCCGUUUUUUUUGCCAAAUCUGGCCAUAUCGAAACGCUUACCCACCGUGGAAAGCUCUGCAUAAUCUCAUGUCCCAGAUGCAUUUUGAAACUCGAUACUAAAGCCAAUCUGACCACAACAAGACAAACCUUGCAUGUCUUGAACUCGAAGAACAAAAUGAUGACAGCGGCGGUGUGAUUCGGAAGUCUGCGUUAUGCGGCGUGUUCUAAAGGUGAACCCAAAUUCAGCGAAAGAGCGGGUGUGAAGAACGAUUUGUGAAAGGGGAUCUAGGGUUUUUGAAAAUCACCGCAAGAGGAACUUCGUGAGAAGCUGUGAAUUUUAGAUUUGAAAUUAGGGUAGGGAAUUGAUAAAAAUGGGUUUGGUACAGAAAUUAAACCAGUAUCGAUAGAACCAAUAUGAUGGUUUGGUUUGUUCAUGUUUUUUUAUGGGAAGAAGGCAUAUAUGACUUUCACUUGCUUAGAAGUAUGUCACAUGUUGAAAGUGUCUUGGAAUGAAAUUCCAAAGUGGUAAAGUGUCUCAGAGAGUAAAAAACUCAUAUAGAUAUCAUCGAUUUGAUCACGAGUGUCAACUUCUAAUCUGACUCAUAUUUAUUUUUAAAACAAAGUGCUAGCUGUCCAUUAUUGGGACCCUAUAUUAUUCAAUGAUUCUUGAUUAUGUCUCAUCUACCUCUUUAACGUUUGGGAAACAAUGGCAGCUAUGGUCUUCAUUGACUUCCAGAACUGCUUCAUCCUGACCCUCCUCUGCUUCCUCUCACUACUCUGCUACUCUCUCUUCUUCAGGAAACCAAAGAACUCACCAGGACAUGAUCUGCCUCCGAGCCCUCCGUCUCUUCCUAUCAUCGGCCAUCUUCACCUUCUCCUCUCUACUACAACCCACAAGUCUCUUCAGAAACUCUCCUCCAAGUAUGGACCACUCCUCCUCAUCCGGAUCUUCAAUGCCCCCAUCAUUCUCGUCUCCUCUGCCUCUGUGGCCUACGAGAUCUUCAAGUCCCACGACGUGAACGUCUCCACUCGCGCUCUUGCUGCCAUCGAUGAGUCCCUCGUGUUUGGAUCUUAUGGCAUCAUCAAUGCUCCCUAUGGAGAUUACUGGAAGUUCAUGAAGAAGCUCAUCGCCACCAAGUUGCUCAGACCACAAUCACUCGAGAGGUCACUAGGUAUCCGUGCUGAAGAGAUUCAGCGGUUUUACAGAAGUCUUCUCGAGAAGGCAAGGAAGAAUGAGGGCGUUGAGAUCAGUAAAGAAGCGAUGAAGCUCAUAAACAACACAUUGUGCAGAAUGAGCAUGGGAAGGAGUUUUUCAGAGGAGAACGGUGAGGCGGAGAAGGUUAGGGGCUUGGUGGGAGAAUCAUAUGCCUUGACGAAGAAGAUGUUCCUAGCAGCUUUGCUGCGGAGACCGCUCAAGAAACUUCGAAUCCCGUUGUUCAAGAAGGAGAUAAUGAGUGUUUCCGACAGACUUGAUGAGCUGCUAGAGAGGAUUAUUGUGGAGCACACAGAGAAACUAGACGAGAAGCAACAAGACAAGGAUAUGAUGGACGUGUUGUUGGCAGCUUAUGGAGACGAAGAGGCAGAGUAUAAGAUCACUAUGAAUCAAAUCAAAGCGUUUUUCGUGGAGCUUUUUGUUGGAGCAACUGAUACCUCUGUGCAAACAACUCAAUGGACAAUGGCUGAGAUCCUUGAUAAUCCUAACGUUCUUGAGAGGCUGAGAGAGGAAAUUGAUUCCGCUGUAGGGAGUUCAAGGUUGAUUCAAGAAACUGAUUUACCAAACCUUCCUUACUUGCAAGCGGUGGUUAAGGAAGGGUUAAGACUACACCCGCCUGGCCCUCUCCUGGUAAGGACGUUCCAAGAAAGAUGUGAGAUCAAAGGGUACUACAUACCAGAGAAGACAACACUUGUUAUAAAUGCUUAUGCUGUGAUGAGGGAUCCUGAUUCUUGGGAAGAUCCUGACGAGUUUAAGCCUGAGAGGUUUCUAAGUCCUAAAGAAGACGAGAAAGAGCUAGCAUUUAAGUACCUUCCUUUUGGCAGCGGAAGGAGAGGAUGUCCUGGAGGAAAUCUAUCUCAAAUAUUUGUAGGAACCGCGGUAGGAGUGAUGGUGCAAUGCUUUGAAUGGAAAAUAGAAGGAGGUAAGGUCAAUAUGGAAGAGUCUUUUGAAGGAAUGAACCUAAGCAUGGUGCAUCCGCUUAAGUGUGUUCCGGUUGCUAGGCCACAAGCUUUUUCUUUUACUUGUAAUCUGUAAUCUCUAGGUUCUCAGCUCAUGAGACUCCAGUACGUCAAGAACAUAUAAAAGUUUGCUAUCAUAUGUAUCAGUUGAUUUUCUUCCAAGACAUUCCAUAAGACCAUAACAUUUGUCUUUACGCCUGUUGUAUUUGGAAGUCUAAUAAUGAGAUAAACAAAAUUGAUAUGGCAA
Molecule: messenger RNA, 7501 nt
Organism: Brassica rapa (field mustard)
Lineage: Eukaryota; Viridiplantae; Streptophyta; Magnoliopsida; Brassicales; Brassicaceae
Product: cytochrome P450 705A22
Cellular component (GO): membrane
Molecular function (GO): heme binding; oxidoreductase activity, acting on paired donors, with incorporation or reduction of molecular oxygen, NAD(P)H as one donor, and incorporation of one atom of oxygen; iron ion binding
Source: RefSeq, a predicted model, not a curated record